Papaver somniferum (opium poppy) is the source of this 1344-nucleotide messenger RNA. RefSeq names its product probable carboxylesterase 6. The record is from RefSeq and is a predicted model, not a curated record. Lineage: Eukaryota; Viridiplantae; Streptophyta; Magnoliopsida; Ranunculales; Papaveraceae. Bases 382 to 1314 code for a protein of 310 amino acids. The transcript has a single exon. Gene Ontology annotation, molecular function: hydrolase activity.
GUUAUUCUUUAUCGACUUCAAUAGGACUGAAACCAACUUGACUAAGUUGUACUCUAUCGAGUACAACAGAAGAUAUAUACAUAUGUUGUUGUGGAACCGGUAUGUUGCCGUAGAACCGGAGUGAGCUGGAGAUAAGUCAAAGUUGGUGGAGAACGUCGAGUAUAUUUCAUUACCUUGCAAGUUUACCCCAUCAUGUGUCAUGCAUGACUGAAUUUCUUAUUGCACAAACGUGCAGGUAAUUCUUGCAUGAACAACCUGUUAUUGAAACCUGACUAAAAGUGAUAAUACCUAUCAACAUAUAUAUAUAUAUAUAUAUUGUCUAGGUUCUCUGCCAUUCUUGCAUAUCCUUUCUAAGAAUCACAUGCACCCCCCAACCAUAACAUGUCAAUAAUUGCAGAAUCUCCGAAGUACCUGCAAGUAUUUUCUGAUGGAGUAGUAAAACGAUUUGCGCCCCCAAUUGUUGAUGCUUCGUCAGAGCUAACCUAUGGGUUUAGAUCAAAAGAUGUCAUUAUCGAUCAGUCAAAGCCGAUUUCAGCAAGGAUUUUCCUUCCUGACACCAAAGAUUCUACUGCACAACUUCCAGUAUUGGUUUACUUCCAUGGAGGUGGGUUCUGUAUUGGUUCAACAACUUGGUGUGGUUAUCACCAUUUCUUAGGUGAUUUAUCAGUUGAAUGCAGGUGUAUUGUUCUUUCAGUCGAUUACCGUCUUGCACCAGAGAAUAAACUGCCAAUAGCUUAUGAAGAUUGCUUUGCUUCACUUAAAUGGCUUAGCAUGAAAUGUCAGUCUGAUUCAUGGCUGGAGAGCGCAGACAUUUCUCGAGUUUUUCUAUCGGGAGAUAGUGCAGGAGGAAAUAUCACACACCAUGUAGGAGUACGAGCAUUACAAGAUAAUGAAUGUUGUGUGAAGAUCUUAGGGUUAAUACCUAUUCAUCCGUACUUCGGAAGUGAGAAGAGAACAGACAAAGAGAUGGCUGAGGAUGAGGGUGCAGAACAAGAAGUGAAGUCGAACGAUAUGUUCUGGCGACUGAGCUUGCCAGAAGGAUCAAAUCGUGAUCAUUAUGCUUGUAACUUUGACAAUCUAGAGCUGUCGGAAGCUGACUGGAGCAAGUUUCCGAAAGUAGUCGUUUAUGUGGCUGGUCUGGAUUUUUUGAAAGAGAGAGGGGUUAUGUAUGCAGAAUAUCUGAAGAAUAAAGGUGUGAAGGUAGAGCUGAUUGAAGCUGAAAACGAGAAACACGUGUACCACGUGUUUCUUCCAGAAGCCAAGGCGACUCGUUUGCUCCAACGUCAGAUGAGUGCCUUCAUAAAUCAGCCAUAAGCAUAGGUUUUUCAUGGUAGUGUGCCUCAU